This is a messenger RNA of Symbiodinium sp. CCMP2592, 1035 nucleotides long. Lineage: Eukaryota; Dinophyceae; Suessiales; Symbiodiniaceae. The record is from the annotation of a GenBank genome assembly.
AUGGCUGUGUUGGUGCAAGCAUCGGCCGAGUCCCUGCCAGCUGACACCACCCAGGACUGGCUUUUCUCCGCGGCUGUGGCGGGAGUUGCUCUUACGGUGUGGCUCGUGGAACGCCAGCUCGCAGGCACGCCGUCGGUGUUCUUCAACGAACUACGUCGGUUGGCACCAGAGCUCCUGGCCCUUACCUUUUGCCUUCUCCUGGCCUCCGGCCUGAUCUUCUGUGGCCAGCACAACGGCGGCGAAGCCAUCCCCAAGCAGGACGAGGGUCUUUGGAAAGACAUCAACGCAGAGUGGCCGAUCCUGAAGACAGCCGACACCUUGCUUGGGCUCCAGGCCAUGCUGCGCCUGGUCUUGCUUAGCUCUGCGGUCUUGCGUGGUGGGGACCAGAAGGACUCCUCGGCCUUCGCCUUGGAGCCCGCUACCUUCAUGCUCGCUGCAGCUGUCACGCGUGCUGUUCUGCUGCUGCUGAGCCCCUGGGAUGUCUACCACCUCGAUGGCCCACUUGGGGGAGCCCUGAACCUCGGCGCGGAGCUCGUGGCGGUGCCCUUGUUGAUCUGGCUCGCCAGGGGCAUGCUUUCCGCGGGCUGGGCGCGGCUGGCAAGUUUGGCCAUUGCAUCCACGGCAGUUUUGGCAGUGGCGCUGUCGCAGCGUUUGGCCCUCGCAGAUCCCGGCUCCGAGUAUCUGGAUGUGCUCUUCUCCUUCAGCAUGCUUUUGGACCUCGCGGGGGCGGCGUGGUUUCUCAUUCGUUGCUGUGCUCUGGGCAGCAAUGCUCGGAGCUCCUUCAUGGCCUAUGCCGUCUUUGCUCUUCCAGCUCAGGAGCUUCUGGUAGCCAUCUUCAUGCUUAGCUCCUGGGGCGAAGCUCCCUUCCAGGAGGUCACGGCCCUCGUGGGCUCCGGACGCCCCUUCCUGGUGCUGCAGGCAUCCGCCAUCGCAGAGGUUGGCCUGUACCUGGCAUCUGCCGUGGUGUUCACGGCCUCUGUGCAGUUUGCAAAGGACGACGAGGAGAGGGCGACGCCCCUUUUCGCGCAGCUCUGA